Molecule: messenger RNA, 498 nt
Organism: Eucalyptus grandis
Lineage: Eukaryota; Viridiplantae; Streptophyta; Magnoliopsida; Myrtales; Myrtaceae
Product: norbelladine synthase
Exons: 2
Coding region: 16-498 (160 amino acids)
Biological process (GO): abscisic acid-activated signaling pathway; defense response
Cellular component (GO): nucleus; cytoplasm
Molecular function (GO): protein phosphatase inhibitor activity; signaling receptor activity; abscisic acid binding
Source: RefSeq, a predicted model, not a curated record
AAGAGAGAGAGAGAGAUGUCUGGGCUGGUGUCGUACGAGACAGAAGUGAAAGCGGGAGCAGCCAAAGUAUGGGAGCUGUAUGGCACCACCAAGAUGGCCCUGCUGGCCAAGGAGGCCCUCCCAGACACCAUCAUCGGACUUGACAUCCUGGAAGGCCAGGGCGCCGUCGGCACCAUCAUCAAGAUCACUUUGGCUGGAGGUUUCUCUUACAAAGAGAAGUUCACCAAGGUGGACCACGAAAACCGUGUGAAAGAAACUGAGGCAAUCGAAGGUGGGUUCCUAGAUAUGGGACUCUCCUUGUAUCGAUUGCGAUUAGAAGUGAUAGGCAAGGACGAGGAAGAGUCGUGCAUGAUCAAGUCCACCAUUGAGUAUGAAGUUACUGAUGGGGCUUCCUUUGAUGUCUCCCUCGUCUCAGUGAAGGUGUUUGCGGAUAUCGCUGAAAUUGUUAAGAAGCGACUCACCACCUCGUCCGGCGCCACCUCGUCCGGCACCAAUUAA